Molecule: messenger RNA, 4314 nt
Organism: Aphidius gifuensis
Lineage: Eukaryota; Metazoa; Arthropoda; Insecta; Hymenoptera; Braconidae
Gene: neur
Product: protein neuralized
Exons: 4
Coding region: 495-2822 (775 amino acids)
Molecular function (GO): ubiquitin protein ligase activity
Source: RefSeq, a predicted model, not a curated record
GGAUUGGCCGAUGGCUCGCGCGCGCCUCAAAGAUACCCCGGUGCUCGUCAACGCAAUCUUCAGUCGACCCUGGGCACUCGCGGAGCUCAUUGGGUACUCCAAUAAAGUCCCAUCAUUAAAAUACAUAUAUAAGGAUUAAUAAAUAUUAUCUUUUUAUUCCCUCGUGAGUUUUAUUAUUUAAAAAAAAAAAAAUUAUUUAUCAGUGUGUAAUUUUUAAUUUAAAAUAUAUUAUUAUUUAUUAAUAGUAAUAAUAAUAAUUAGUGAAUUUGUUUUUUAAAUUAAUCGUGUUUGAAUUUUAAAAGAAUUUUUUUUAAAUUAAAAAACUGUGUAAAGCGAAGAUAAUUAUAUUCAUUUUUUUUUUUCGUAUUGAUAAAAAAAAAAACGGAAUAAUAUCUAUAUUGUUGCAAGCGAAUAUUCAGUUGCCAGGACGAAUAUCGUAUCAGCAUAUAGCUGUGUAUCCCAUCGUUAAAUUUGUAAUCCACCCGAUCACAUUUAUGGGGGUGGUAGGCGGAGAGUGCGCGGUCAAAGGUACCGGCGGCAAAAGCCAUCCCUGUCACUGCUGCAGCAGUCGUGUACCAAGUGCUGCUGGUACAGGCAUUGUUUCAUAUAAUCAACAUCAACAAAAUCAACAAAAUCGUCAACAUAAAACAAGCAAAAAAUAUCCAGAUACUGAUUUGACUAUUUGUCAUAGUCCAAGUAACUCAACAACAACAGUUACAGACAAUACAAUAUUGGCACCACUACGUAGCAAGAUGAAAGUGCUUAAAAAACUCAAAAGAAAAAUGGGACUAGCACCAAGAUCGUCUAGUGCCGGUACAAACAAUUUGCCACCAUUGACAUUUCACCAAGUGCAUGGUGAUAAUAUCACACUUUGUAAUGCUGCGACAAUUGCCCGAAGACAUGAAAGCUUUUGCAAGGGUAUUACAUUCAGUGCUCGACCAGUUCGUGUUGGUGAAAAGGUUUGUGUAAAAUUUUUAGAAAUGUCAAAUAAUUGGAGUGGAGUUAUAAGAUUUGGAUUUACAAGUAAUGAUCCAAUUCAUUUGAGAAAUGGCCUUCCACGUUAUGCAUGUCCAGAUUUAACAAAUAAACCAGGCUAUUGGGCAAAAGCACUUGCCGAAAGAUUUGCUGGACGUGAUACUGUAUUAUUUUAUUAUGUAACUGCUGCUGGUGAUGUACAUUUUGGUGUUAAUGGAGAAGAAAAAGGUGUAUUUUUUGGUGGUGUAGAAACACGUGGUUCAUUAUGGGCUGUUAUUGAUGUUUAUGGUAAUAGUACGGCAAUCGAAUUUUUGGAUCCAAAUAGACAACAUUUUAAUAAUAUUAGACGUGGUGCUGAUCAUAGUAAUGAAGAUAAUUCACAACAAAGUAGACAUACUGCAAUGGACGAUGCUAGUAAUGCUGGACGUGAUGUUGUUGAAAGAAUUAUUGUACCAUCAAUGCAAAAUGUUUGUUUACAUCAUGAGCCAGAUGUUGAAUUACCUGGACUUAGAUUUCAACCAUCAGGUGUAUUAUUUGCAUCAUUACCAUUUCAUCCAGUACGCGGAAGAAAUAUUAGAUUUAGUAAUCAACAAUGUGUAGCAACAAGAAGUGACACAGAAUUUUGUCAUGGUUAUGCAUUUACUGGAAGACCAUUGAUACUUGGUGAAAGACUUGUUGUACAAGUAUUAGCAACUGAGCCAAUGUAUGUUGGUGCACUGGCACUUGGUUUAACAUCAUGUGAUCCAUCAAGAUUAACACCAGAAGAUUUACCAGAUGAUAGUGAUUUAUUACUUGAUAGACAAGAAUAUUGGGUUGUAUCAAAAGAUGUUGCAUCAAGUCCACAACCAGGUGAUGAAAUAUCAUUUACAGUAACACAUUAUGGUGAAGUACAAAUGAGUAAAAAUGGUGGUCCACCAAAUGUCGUUAUGCAUGUAGAUCAAAGUUUAAAAUUAUGGGCAUUUGUUGAUGUUUAUGGAAGUACCCAAAGAGUUAGAAUGAUGGCAAGUCGUCCAUCAUCAACAUCAUCAUCACCACCAAGACAACAAAGACAAUGUUCAGCUAAUACAACACCAAUUAUUAAUCAACAACAACAACAGCAACAACAACAACAAACAAAUCAUUCAAAUGCUGCAACUGAAUUAUCAAGAUUUUCUGAAAUGGUACAAUUUAAACCGGCAAUUGGUGGUGGUACUGUACUUGUUGUUAAUCUUCCACCACAACAAGGCUAUCCAACACCAACAUCAACAACACCUCAACCAAUUUAUGGUACAACAGUAAGAAAUUCACCAAAUUUUCAUUCGACAAAUUCAACAACAACAGCACAAUCACCAAAUCAAGCAACAACAGCUGCAUCAAUAUCAGCUGCAGCUGCCAAUGCUGCUACUGCUGCAUCAGGCGUUAUUCCAGCAACACCCCUAUCACCUGUUGCACAAAUUACAUCAUCACAUCAUUCAGCUGCAACAACAAGACAACACACCACCACCACAUCAUCAUCAUCAUCAUCAUUAUCGUCAUCAUCACCACCAGUAUUAACUGGUACCAUGAAUAGUAAUGCAUCUGCAACAUAUAUUGAUCCAAUUAAUUAUCAAAGUAUUGAUACAUCAACAAUUAGCUCACAAAAUCCACAUUUACAACAGUGGAGUGAACGUAUACAACCACCAACACCUGGACAACCAAGUGAAUGUUCAAUAUGUUAUGAAAGAAAUAUUGAUAGUGUACUUUAUAUGUGUGGACACAUGUGUAUGUGUUAUCCUUGCGCAAUUCAACAAUGGCGUGGUAAAGGUGGUGGUCAUUGUCCACUUUGUCGUGCACCAAUUAGAGAUGUUAUACGCAUUUACAGAUCAUGAACAUGAUAAUUGUUUAAAUAUUAUUAUCAUUAUAUAUAAUAUACAAGUCAAAAAUUUUAAUUAAUUUUCAUUAUUUUUAAUUAAUCAAUAAAGAAAAUUAAUUAAUUAUUAUUAUUUAAAAAAAAUUAAAUUUAAUAAACACAUGAUGUCAUUUCGCGCCGGCGCGAUUACUUUAGUCGACUUUUCUAAAAUUUCUUUUUUUUUUUCUUUCAUCUAUUUGUCCUUUUUUUUUUUAGAAAAAAAGAAAAUAUUUUUGUCAUAAUAUCAAGACACUGUCAAACAGACAAGCAAGCAUAUCUCAUUUUGUUUUUUUUUAUCAAUUGAUUAAGCAAGAAAUUGUAAUUUUUAAAUAGUUGCUGUUUGUUUGUCAUUGUGUUUUUUUUUUAUUGUCAAAUGAAUAAAUUAAAUUAAAAUUUCUAUUUGAAAAAUACGUUAAUAUAUUUUUUUUUUUUUUUCUUUCGAUUGAGAGAGAAUAUGACAGACUGAGUCAAAACUCACAAAUUGAAUUGAAAAAAAAAAAAAAAAACAAUUACCAUCAAUUUAACAAUAAUUGUCGAACUUUUUUAUUUAUUUAUUUUUUUUUUUUCGUUAUAAACUUUUUCAUAUUAAUGCCAACUCUGCGUUUGCCAAGGUUUUUUUUUAGUUUCAUUAUAAUUUUAGCUUUGUGAUUUUUUUCUAUUGGUUUUUUUUUAUUCGUAUGACUAGUUUUAAUUUGGUUUUCAUUGUUGAAGGCAUUAUUUAAUAUUAGUAUCGUUUAUUAUUAAUAUUAUUAUUACUAUUAUUAUUACUAGUUAUCAUAUUAUUAUUAUUAUUAUUAUUAUUAUUAUUAUUAUUAUUAUUAUUACUAUUAUUAUUGGGUAGAAUAAGUAGAAUUGCCGACAGCACUGUCAAAAACUAAAAGAAAAAAAAUCAAUCAAGACUUGUCGCGUGAAAUUUUUGAUAAAAAAAUUGGAAAAUUCUGUUGGCAUUAAUCUCUAGAUCUUUUUUUGUCUACAAAAAAAAAAAAACACAGCACCCCAUUACCAAAGAAAUCAUUUCACAAAAUAAUUUUUCUUUGUUUAAUUUUUUUAAUCGCAAAAUUAAAAUAAACAACGAUGCAAUUUACAUUGUAAAAGAAAAAACAAUAUAUAGAUAAAUAUGUAUUUAGAAUUUUUUUUUUUUUAUAACUGUAAGAUGUAGUUUUGCUAUAUUUGUAUUGAAGUAAUAUGAUAGCUAAAAAAUCAAGAAUUUACAUCAGAUCGAGGCUGGAUUAAUUGAGUCAACUUUAAUCGAGCCUCGAUCACUGCCAAAAAAAAAAAAAAAAUAAAGUACACAAUAGACAAAUAUAAAAUAAUAACGCAUUGCUUUGCGCGAUCCAUUCGGUGCCUUCGAUAAUGGUAAACAAUUACUGCUAUUAACGAAAAAAAAAAUGAUGAUAAAACCAACUGUGACAAUUAUUUCAGGGCUGAUUGGUCAAAGCGAUUAAAAUUAUUUAAAAAAAAGAAAAAUUUUU